Messenger RNA from Eubalaena glacialis (North Atlantic right whale), 1367 nucleotides. It is a transcript of the gene CHCHD4, whose product is annotated as coiled-coil-helix-coiled-coil-helix domain containing 4. The transcript has 3 exons. Gene Ontology annotation, cellular component: mitochondrial intermembrane space. The record is from RefSeq and is a predicted model, not a curated record. Lineage: Eukaryota; Metazoa; Chordata; Mammalia; Artiodactyla; Balaenidae. The coding region runs from base 195 to 602 and encodes 135 amino acids. Gene Ontology annotation, molecular function: protein-disulfide reductase activity. Gene Ontology annotation, biological process: protein import into mitochondrial intermembrane space.
CAGCGUGCAGCCUGCUGGAAAAUGUAGUUCCCGGCUGAGAGGGCCGGGCUAGACGCGCCGAGGCAGGCGCGCGGCGGGCAGGCCUGGAGGGGGCGGGUCCGCGCGGGCCUCCAAGCCGCCAACCCCGCAGCGGAGAGGUCACGGCGUGAGGCCGCCGCCACAGUCGCCGCGAGGUCGGGGCGCCGGGCUGCACCAUGGCAUACUGCCGGCAGGAAGGGAAGGAUCGAAUCAUAUUUGUGACCAAAGAAGACCAUGAAACUCCAAGCAACGCGGAGCUGGUGGCCGACGACCCCAAUGAUCCCUAUGAGGAGCACGGACUGAUCCUGCCCAACGGAGACAUCAACUGGAACUGCCCGUGCCUUGGGGGCAUGGCCAGCGGCCCGUGUGGGGAACAGUUCAAGGCGGCCUUUUCCUGCUUCCACUACAGCACAGAGGAUGUCAAGGGGUCGGACUGUGUAGACCAGUUCCGGGCCAUGCAGGAGUGCAUGCAGAAGUACCCGGACCUCUAUCCCCAGGAGGAGGAGGAGAAGCCAGCGGAUCGAUUAGAGGAAACGGCUGUUUCUGAGGCCGCCACGACCAAAGAGGAAGAGGGGUCCAGCUAAUGAGGACCCUGGGCGCUGGGCUCCAGCCUCCUUAAGAGAGGAUGAACCUCUCCAAGAAAGUGUCUCUCCCUCUGUUGUUCUGUGCACUGUAAUGUACAAAAUAACUUAUUGAGCUGAUCAGGGGUCUUGGCCCCUUGACAUAUACACUGAAAUAUGGGUUGUAUGUAUGUGUGUCUCACAUAACCUGUCAGUGAAUGUAGCUGCCACUUUUGAAUUCUCAGAUUGUCCUGAAUUUUGUCAUUUUGAAAUAAUGUGCUGAAUAAUCUCAGCAACCAAAAAUCUUUAUCUGGGAGUGAGUGUCUCUUGUGAGUGAGCUGAUUUAUUCUGAUUCAUUGUAUCCCUUUUAGUAGAUUUUAUACCCAGUUGGAAAGUGAAAUAGAAACAAACAUCUUCCUUUAAAAAUGCUGGAGGGGGGCCAUUCCUUAUAGAAGAGGCGGGGUGAUCAGACCUUGAGUAUUUGACGAAGCACUAUGCUUCAUUUCUGAUAUAUUUUGGUUUCCAGUUUGCAUUGAGCUCCAGGUUUUCUACGUUUGGAAAACAGAGCUUUGGACCCUCUGAGUGACUCCCUUUGGAAGUGAAGAGAAAGGCUGGUUUUUUCUGUUCUUGUUAUCCCAAAAGCCCUGCUUUGGGGUCUGUGUUCACACUGGCUCUGCCUCAGCCUGUUCAGAUGCAAUGUUCUUGAGAGGUGGGGACCUAAUCAUUACCAAAGUAGCACCUGAGAGAGGAAACGGUGUCAAUUAAAAGGAAAACAUGAUUUUUACCUGA